CCAUGCUUAGUUUAGUUUAAUUGAUGUAAUUUUAUUGGGCUGUCAAGCUGUUACUAUUAUUUUAUCUUUUUCAUGCCGUGAGAACUGCGUGAGUGAAGUAGAUGUGAUAUUUGUGAAACACUUUUUUGUGAUUAGGAUUUUAAUUAAAAUGCUUGGACAACAUGUUGUGACCAUGCUUGAUUAGGAUGUCAAACUCAUACUCUUGUUUAUGAUCUUUUGUUUUCAAUGUACAACAAUCUUCAAGUGUACAGUAUCUGUUUGUGCCGUGUUUCGAGGCAUCACACAUGCUGAAUGAAUUGACCACCUUACCGAGACCUAAUACCGUUUCAGUUGAAGAUGUGAAUUGAUGAAAGAGCACUUGAAUUGAUCUAUUUGUUAACAUGAUUAUUCCUUGACAUUUUAGAGGAUUUAAUUACUGCUGGAAGCAUCUGCCUGAAAGCCAUCCCGGGGUGUUUGUCUCAAAGCAAUUAUACAUCAAGAAGACAGUAAGGCUUGCUUUUGCCUGGAAAAUGAGUUUGAUUCUGAAGUUGCUGAGGCUUCUAUUGCUUUAUAGACUGCUUUCUUGUCCUGUCUCAGCCAAGACUCAUCACCAUAAGUUUUUUAUAACAGAAGCUAACUACACUCGACUUUGUCAAACAAAGAGCAUUAUGACAGUGAAUGGACAGUUUCCGGGGCCAACUAUAUAUGCUCGCAGGGGUGACACCAUCAUUGUGAAUGUUGUCAACCAUGUGGAAUCCAACAUCACCCUCCACUGGCAUGGUGUUCAUCAGCCAAGGAACCCUUGGUAUGAUGGCCCGGAAUACAUCACACAGUGCCCUAUCCGGCCUGGCCAUGAGUUCAGCUAUGAGAUUCUUCUCUCCGAUGAGGAAGGUACCAUUUGGUGGCAUGCACACAGUAACUGGGACAGGGCUACUGUCCAUGGCGCCAUCUUUGUCUACCCAAAGCUUGGUUCAUCCUUUCCCUUUGCCAAACCUUACAAGGAGAUUCCCAUCAUACUGGGCGAGUGGUGGAAGGACGAUGUCAAUAAAGUCUUGGACUACGCCCUGCACACUAGAGGUGAUUCUAACUCCUCUGAUGCUUAUACCAUCAACGGUCAGCCAGGAGACCUCUACAAUUGCUCCAAACCAGGGACAUUCACUGCACAAGUUGAGUAUGGCAAGACCUACCUCCUCCGAGUGAUCAGCGCUGCCAUCAACAAUGAACUCUUCUUUGCCGUUGCCCAACACCAGCUCACAGUGGUUGGCGCUGAUGGCAGUUAUACCAAGCCAUUCAACACAGAUGUCAUCAUGAUCAGCCCCGGCCAAACAAUAGACCUGUUGCUUGUCGCUAAUCAAAAACUCAAUACAUCAUCACCAUCAUCCGGCAACCGUUAUUACAUGGCGGCUUCGCUUUAUGGAGAUGCACCAGGAGUGAAGUAUGAUAACACCACCACUACCGCCAUAUUAGAAUAUGUCACUCCCGGAAGUAACAAAACAUUUUUAGACUCAACACCAACCCUCCCAUCUCUACCAACUAAUAAUGAUACAGAUGCUGUCACCACUUUUGUCACUCAGCUUCGGAGUCUGGCAAGCAAAGAGCACCCCGUUGAUGUCCCACAGACAAUCAAUGAACGGUUGAUCAUAACUGUAUCUGUGAACGUACUUCCAUGUGAUGUGAAUUAUACAUGCCUUGGUCCUUAUAACAUGAGCAUUUCAGCUAGUCUAAACAAUAUAAGCUUUGAAGACCCAACGACCACACCGAUACUAGAUGCUUACUACCAUCAAAUUCCAGGGGUUUUUGAAGAAGGGUUUCCUUCUAGGCCUCCUUUUAGUUACAACUUCACUAAUGAUGACUUGCCGAAAUAUUCCAUGAUACCAAAGACGGGGACAGAGGUGAGGAUGGUGGAGUAUAACACAAGCAUAGAACUGGUGUUUCAAGGGACCAGCCUAUUGGCUAUAGAGAACCACCCCAUGCAUUUGCACGGUCAAAGUGUCUAUAUGGUCGGAAUGGGCUUCGGUAAUUUUGAUGAGCAAAAAGACCCUCAAGGUUACAAUCUUGUGGACCCACCAUUCCUGAACACUGUUGGGGUUCCCAAGGUUGGAUGGACCGCUAUAAGAUUCAAAGCAAAAAAUCCUGGUGUUUGGUUCAUGCAUUGCCACGUGGAUCGGCAUCAAAGCUGGGGAAUGAAUACUGUGUUCAUCGUGAAGAAUGGUGCGACACCUGAGUCCAAGAUUUUGCCCCCUCCUAAAGACAUGCCGCAGUGUUAGAGAAACAUGUUGUUAAUUAGCAAAUCAUGUAGC
Molecule: messenger RNA, 2279 nt
Organism: Dioscorea cayenensis subsp. rotundata (Guinea yam)
Lineage: Eukaryota; Viridiplantae; Streptophyta; Magnoliopsida; Dioscoreales; Dioscoreaceae
Product: laccase-21-like
Exons: 7
Coding region: 510-2246 (578 amino acids)
Biological process (GO): lignin catabolic process
Cellular component (GO): apoplast
Molecular function (GO): hydroquinone:oxygen oxidoreductase activity; copper ion binding
Source: RefSeq, a predicted model, not a curated record